Molecule: messenger RNA, 2373 nt
Organism: Vanessa tameamea
Lineage: Eukaryota; Metazoa; Arthropoda; Insecta; Lepidoptera; Nymphalidae
Product: calpain-A-like
Exons: 18
Coding region: 1-2373 (790 amino acids)
Biological process (GO): proteolysis
Cellular component (GO): cytoplasm
Molecular function (GO): calcium-dependent cysteine-type endopeptidase activity; calcium ion binding
Source: RefSeq, a predicted model, not a curated record
AUGAUUAAAACAAAUAAAGGCGAAUUUAUUGAUAUGAAAAUAGAAGAUGUUACAACAACAACUUUUCCAAGUCCGGCAGUUGAGAAUACAGUGCAAGAAAAUAUAGUACCGUCAGGAUCCCGAUAUCCAUCGAACAACGCUGAAAUACGAAAAAGUAAUGAUUCAGGAAAUACUGAUAUUGAAAAUGCUGAAGAUCAACCACAUGUAGAAGAAGAAAUUAUUUUUGAAAGUAAAACGACAAAACACAGACGACGUAAAUCGCCGUUCAAAGAAACACCUUUAGUAGUACCAAGCAAAGUUAAUAAGCUAAAUGUUCCAGCUAACUAUAAUGGAAGUCAAAUGGUCAUGCCGACAGGCGAGCAGCUAUUCUGGCUGGGUGAAACUCAUCCAUCUUCACCUGGCACUGCUUCGUGCCAAGAUUUCAAAGAAAUUAGGUCUCAGUGUUUGGCUGACGGCAAAUUAUUCGAAGAUCCGGAGUUCCCAGCAACAAAUCGCAGUUUGUACUACAAAGAACGACCGAGAAACCGGCUGAAAUGGCUCCGACCUAAGGAAAUUUGCGAAAAUCCGCAACUGUUCGUGGAGGGCUACAGUCGCUUCGACGUGCAGCAAGGAGUGCUCGGCGACUGCUGGCUGAUGGCCGCUGUCGCCAACCUCACGUUACAUAGAAAUUUGUUCUACCAAGUGGUACCAAAUGACCAAAGUUUUGAUGAGGAUUAUGCCGGCAUCUUUCAUUUCCGGAUCUGGCAGUACGGUCGUUGGGUGGACGUCGUGAUCGAUGAUCGUCUACCCACCUACAGAGGGAACCUCUAUUUCCUACAUUCCACCGAAAGGAAUGAAUUCUGGGGUGCUUUGCUGGAGAAGGCUUAUGCUAAAUUACACGGUUCCUACGAGGCACUUCAAGGUGGUUUAAUAUACGAAGCAAUGGUGGACUUUUCUGGGGGUGUCACUGAGAAAUAUCUAAUGACGUCACUCCCUGACAACUUCUUUACCAUACUGUUAAAGGCGUAUGAGAGAAACUCGCUCCUGGGUUGCUCCAUUAAAGCGGACCCCAACACGCGAACAGCAAAGACACCGGCCGGCCUAAUCCGCGGCCACGCCUACUCCGUGACGCGUGUCACGUACGUCGACUUCAAGAAGCGCGGCCGAGCCGACAAGAUACCACUAUUGCGGCUGAGGAACCCCUGGGGGAACGAGGACGAAUGGAACGGCGCCUGGAGCGACAAGUCUCCGGAAUGGCAAUUCAUACCGAAGUCAGAACGCGAGGAGUUGGGCUUGACUUUCAGCGAUGACGGCGAGUUCUGGAUGUCUUUCGAGGACUUCGUCAGUCAUUUUGAUAGGGUCGAAAUAUGUAACCUGAAUCCGGAUUCCUUCAACCUUGAGGAGUGCCCCGAAGGCUGUACAAAGAAAUGGGAGAUGUCUGUUUUUGAGGGCAAAUGGAUUAAAGAUAUUUCGGCUGGUGGUUGCUCACAGUAUCCCGAUACCUUUUGGAAGAAUCCUCGUUACACCGUCACCUUAAAAGAUCCGGAUACAGAUGAUGAUAUGAACGAAUGUACCAUCAUCGUAUCUCUCAUGCAGAAGAACCGUCGCUCCCAACUUCACCAGGGCCUGGGCUUACUCGCCAUAGGAUUUGAUAUUUACCGUCUCCCAGAUCACGAAAAUGUUCCGUUACAAUUCAACUCCAUUAUCUACGAAAAUUGCGUGGGAUGUACUGAAAAUUUUAAUCAUGAAAGAGAAGUCAGUCAGCGUUACCAAUUAGAACCGGGCUCCUAUGUAAUCGUGCCUUCAACCUACAGCCCAAAUUUAGAAGCAGAAUUCCUCUUACGGGUGUUCUCUGAGAUGAGCAAUAACAUGACUGAAAACGACGAAGAUGUCUAUAUGAGCGAUCUUGACGACAGGGUAAAAAAUAUGUCACUCAAUCCUGAACCAGCGGAUCCAAUUCGUGACUUGUUCGACCGCUUGGCCGGUGCAGAUGGGGAGGUUGACUGGCAAGAGUUAAAGGAGAUUCUGGACUAUGCUAUGAGGGAGGAACUUGAAGGUGAAGGUUUCUCCGAGAAAGUUUGCAAGAGGAUGAUCGCGAUGCUGGAUAAGGAUGCUUCCGGAAGUCUCGGCUUCAAAGAGUUUAAAUCUCUGUGGAUUGAUCUGAGGCAGUGGCGGGCGGUCUUUCGCCUGUACGACACCGAGGGUCACGGCGCUAUCCCGCAGAAACACUUGCGCGACGCGCUGCACUCGGCCGGGUACACGGUCAACGCGCACGUGCUCAACGUGCUCGCGCACAGACACGGCUCAAGGUAUGGGAUACGGUUCGCCGAGUUCAUAGUGUGCCUUGUGCGACUCAAAACCAAGAUCGGAGAGACAACAAUAAGGUAUAAAUAA